Molecule: messenger RNA, 2169 nt
Organism: Leishmania mexicana MHOM/GT/2001/U1103
Lineage: Eukaryota; Euglenozoa; Kinetoplastea; Trypanosomatida; Trypanosomatidae
Exons: 1
Coding region: 1-2169 (722 amino acids)
Source: RefSeq, a predicted model, not a curated record
AUGGAUCCCAGUGCCGCCUUCCGCAGCUUCCCGACACAAGAGCGGGGCAUCCUGCUCGCCAACACGUACAAGCCCCUUUCCCUCCACGCCGCCGACGUGCAGGUGCGCCUCUCCGGCAACGCCGCGCAGGUGACUCUGUCGCUUGAGUAUGUAAACGAGAUGAACAAGCUGGUGCGGGUGAUUGCAGCAUACCCGGCACCGCCUUCGUAUCAGCUACAACGUGCAACGCUGCAGGGCCCCGCGCGCGAAAUCACCGCGCGGUCGUAUGUGCAGUCACAUCCGCUGCGUUCCGUCGAGGCAGGAAGUGCGCUGCGCGCCGAACCGCUCGUAGACACGACUGUCUCCGCCGUAGCCACGCAGUCCGUGCCGUGGGACGUCAGCCCUGGUGAGUCUGUCUUGAUGAGGGCCGUCUACCACGUCCCCAUCUCGGCGACACAUCGCACCGGCGAGAUCGUGUUCACGCUGCCCGCCUCGCUGAUCCCGGCGGUGCAGCGGCCGCCGGAUGUGCAGCGAGGGUACAUAAAGUUCCUUGAUGCGCGCAGUCAGCUGCGACACCUCUCGCCGCAAGAAGGCUCCCUGCGCGUCUGCGUGGACGCGCAUCUGCUCGUGCCGCUCCGAGGCGCGGUGACGCUCGAGAAGGGGGCCGAGGUCGUGCCGGAGAUGGGCGUCACCGGCCCCAGCGUGAACGUUCACUACGUAGGCGACGCGCGCUUUCAGCUGACGUAUCACGAUGACCUCCCGAAGACAGCGUACAUGCAGGUCCCACUCUGCGUGCGUGCACCUGUUGCAGAGACGUCAGAGCCGCUGCGUCUGCACACCGUCGCCGCCUCGCCGCCGCCUACCUCUGCGCCGAGCGACCACUCCACUGCCGACGUCGCCGCGGCGAUGGUGGUGAGCAUUGCCCCAUUCCUCGCCAACUGCCCCAUCAAUGCGGAGAUCAUGUUUGUGGUGGACGUGCACAGCGCUGUCGUUGGCGCCAGAGCUGCAGAGUCGGUGAUGUCGGCGAUUGGAUCGCUGGACGGCACGGCGAGUCUCGUCAACGUGAUCCUGUGUCGCGACGCCCACCGCGGCGGGGUCGUAUCGCUGUUACCGGAUGGGUCUGUGCAGUCCUCCGCGGUGCCGCACGAAUCCAUGCUAGCCUUCAUGAAAGAAGAGGGUGUGCAGACGUCGUCCUCAAAGGGCGCAGCCACCCUCUCCCCUCACCUCCCCUCCACCCUGCACGGCAUCACCACAGGGCGCGGUAUCACCACAAGCAUCCCAGCUGGUUACGUCCGCAACGUCAUCGUCUUGUCCGACGGCGGAGGCCAACCAGUCGACGCGGACGCCGUCGCCAUGGUGUGCGAUGUAGCCAAUGCAGGUAGAGCGUGCAGAGUGCACACAGUCGCCCUCGCGGCCACAGCCGAUCACGCGGUGCUUGAGGCGCUUGCCGAGGCCUGCGGUGGCCACUUUGCGUCGGCAGCGGCGUCAGGCAGCAGCGAAGCGGCCGAGAGCGCCGUAGAUGAGGCCGUACAAGCUGCCGUCUCUGCCGCUGCUGUCCCGUGUUUGGUCGACAUCCGCACACAGUGGGAUGUAACGAGUGGCGAUAUCGCUGCGGCGCCGAGUGUACAAGCAGCAGCGGCAGCACCGUCGCCUUUACGCAUGGCCACUAGCGCAGACGGGGACAGUAUCGCGUGUAUUCCUCACGGAACGCAGCGGCUGCUCUAUGGCCUCCUCGCCUCCGAAAACUCGCAGCUGGCGGUGCGCCUCGUUGGGCGGGUAGGGGAGAUGAAGUUGGAGUACACCGCCUCCUCCGCAAUCCAGCCAUCACCGCAGUCCGACGCAGCCGAUACCGCUGCUGCCGCCGGCGCCGUGGACGAGGAAUCCGGCAGUGUACCGCCGAUGUUGAUGACUGCUGCAGCGGCGGCCCGCAUCGCCUACCUCACGCACAUCCUCCACACCACCAGCGAGGAUGAAGCACUGGAGGCCAUUGCGCUCUCCAAGCGCUACAUGCUACCAUCACCCUACACGACCCUGACAGACGGGAACAGCGGACCUGGUGGUGAGCACAAGAUUGGCGGAGUCGUGCACCUGCCUUCGAUGCAGGCGGCGGCGCACAUCGAACUCGCCAUCCGCGCUCGUCGGGUCGAGCUGCAGGCGGCUGCCGCUCUCGGAGCAUUGCGCCCGGCGUGA